UUUUCAGAAUGUCGUCUGCGAAUCGCAGCUGAAACGAAGGGAAAUCAAGUAAUUUUUAAGGAAAUUGAUAAUGUUCAUAACAAACGCAGCAAUAAUGUUUGAAGAGGUCAUAGCCUAAGACGCUAAACGAUGACAAAAAACUUCGAUUGACAUUAUGUAACAUUAGAGAUUUGAUGACAUUGAUCAUGGAUCAUGCACCACGAAGUGUUUCAUCUGGAUAAAUCGGAUAGUUGGUUCCAUAUCUAUCAUUUUCAACUGAUACAAAUAAAGCGCACAACUGAGGUAAAAAAUCAAGAAUUAGCAAUCGCAAAUCACACAGAAAUUCUACAGUAACAACGUAAUGGUUUUGCUAAUAGCGUUUAUUUAAAAUAUAAGAAAAAUGUGUUGCAUAUUGGUAAUAAAGAAACUCUUACUUUGUUCCGAUAAUGUUGUACCAUUCCAGUAAUUCCUUUUAAUUUGUGUUUACAAAUUGACAAAACAGUUAUCAACUUCGUUUCUAAUAAAGUAGAUGGUUUUGUGGACGGCUUUUUUCUAUACAAAUAUGUCUUUAUAUAUUCAAUUAAAUGUAUUAAAUAAAAUACGAGGUACUUUAACUAAAAAUGCCUUUAGAACACAGGCUACGAAGAGUGUAACUUUAGAAUAUGAUAAAGAUCCGCAACCAUUGUUUACUAACCCUGAAAUCCAAAAGCUUCUCAAGUCCAUUACACAAUUAGAUUUGAGCAAAAUAUUUCGGCGAACCACGGCGUCAGUAAAUAGUGUAGAAUAUAAAUUUAUGACCACCGAACAAUUGGAAGAUGUGUUUCGCAAAACAGUGGAAAAAGCCAAAGUGAAAUUACAAAUGCCACCUAUAGUGAAAGUAAGAGACGAUGCUCAAAAGAUCAUAUCGGUGGAUAAAGCUUUAAAAGGAUUCUCUGAUACAAAGUUUGUAAUAACUGAUGUAACUUACGGCACACGUCAAUCUGAACGUAAAGUAGUUGUCCGCGAUACAGAUGGUACAUUACAUCAUGCUCCAAUGGAAAUGGCUAAAAGAAUGAAACAAUUGUUUGUACCACUGAAUGGACGCAAAUUGCGGACACCACAAAUGUUUGAGGACGAAAAUUUACAAGCACGUUUAGAAGAACGCAAAUAUGAAUUUAUAUUAGAUCGUUUACUAGUGCAAUUCAAUCCAGAUGAGCCCGAUUUUCACAGAAUAAGCAGUAAAGUGUAUCAGCAUAUAAAUGAAACUAAAGAAUUCGAUCAACUUCGUUCCACAAGGCAUUUUGGACCUAUGGCGUUCUUUUAUGUUUGGCACAAAUGUAUCGAUGAUUUGCUGUAUGAUAUGAUAAAAAGGGAUUACUUAAGAAAUGGAGCCGAAUUAAUAAUCUUAUAUUAUAAAGUCCAUUCGAUACCAGAGGACUUUGCAGAGUUUUUGCAAAAAUUAGACGAACAUAAUUCUUUAGAAGAUUUAGCUCUAAAAGAACUGAAUAAAUCCAUAAAGAGUAAAGUGAACGGCGAUAUACAUUCAGAAAUCGAAAGUGCUAUUGGUAAAUCAGCCAAAGAUUUUGAAGUUGAUGAAUUAUGUUUAAGGUUUGUAGAAAAGUACAUUGCAGCUUAUGCGCUAAAAAAAGUGCAGCUCGAGUUGGGCAUUCAAACAUUAAGAGAAAUUAAUGCCGAGAAAAAGCAUUUGUAUGAAGGCUUAAGCAAAGCACACGGCAUACAAAGUGUUAGUUAAAUUAUAGUCUUUUUGUCGCAAUAAAUUCUAUCUAAUUUAUAUUUUCUUAAUCACAUCUUUUAUGUAUUUUAAUUGUU
Molecule: messenger RNA, 1788 nt
Organism: Glossina fuscipes
Lineage: Eukaryota; Metazoa; Arthropoda; Insecta; Diptera; Glossinidae
Gene: mRpS22
Product: 28S ribosomal protein S22, mitochondrial
Exons: 1
Coding region: 509-1711 (400 amino acids)
Cellular component (GO): mitochondrial small ribosomal subunit
Molecular function (GO): structural constituent of ribosome
Source: RefSeq, a predicted model, not a curated record